AUGAAGGCCAACAGCAUCCUCUCCCUACUUUCCGCCGUGCCGGCUGCCAUGGCUUGCCUGGGCUACACCGGCGGUCUCCCCCAGCCCACCGACAGCAGGACCUUGAACGCACCCCGCUACCUCCAGAGAGGUGAAGUGUUUGAUGCUGGUUGGGUAAAGUAUGACCGUGGCCAGAGUUGCACUGGCCAGAGCGAGGGAGGCGAGGCGGACACUGUCUUUGUUCUCGAGGAUGGCGCCACCCUUCGGAACGUCAUCAUUGGUAAAAACCAGAAGGAGGGCGUCUACUGCAAGGGCUCGUGCAACCUCGAAUUUGUCUGGUUCGAGGAUGUUUGCGAGGAUGCCAUCAGCAUCAAGGGUGGCGGCACUGCCAACAUCAUUGGCGGCGGUGCCUUCAAGGCUGCGGACAAGAUCAUCCAGCACAACGGCUGCGGUCACGUCAACAUUAUCAACUUCUACGCCAACGACUACGGCAAGGUCUACCGCUCGUGCGGCAACUGCUCGAACAACUGCAGGCGCUCCGUGCACAUGGAGGGAACCACUGCUGUCAAUGGCGGUGAGCUGAUGGGUAUCAACCUCAACUAUGGUGACAGGGCUACAUACUCGAACAACUGCUUCCCCAAGACCCAGUGCCAGGGCUACAAUGGCUGCGACAAGUCCAAUGGCGCGUGCGAGCCGAGCAAGUCGGGACUUUGCUGA
This is a messenger RNA of Emericellopsis cladophorae, 696 nucleotides long. RefSeq names its product polysaccharide lyase family 3. Gene Ontology annotation, molecular function: pectate lyase activity. Lineage: Eukaryota; Fungi; Ascomycota; Sordariomycetes; Hypocreales; Bionectriaceae. Gene Ontology annotation, biological process: pectin catabolic process. The transcript has 3 exons. Gene Ontology annotation, cellular component: extracellular region. The record is from RefSeq and is a predicted model, not a curated record. The coding region runs from base 1 to 696 and encodes 231 amino acids.